AUCAGUGUCUCUGUUCUCCGACAAUUCAAGUGCUGAGAUCAGCUGACGCGAUCAUGUGACCAAGGCUAGCGAGUCUGCUCAAAAUGGAGUUGUCGGAAUCAGUGAUGAAAGGGCUUCAAACCCUGGCCGAUCCAACUGUGUUCGACCAGAAAUCAUUUACGAUAUUCACGGAGGUCGCAUUCGACAGUCUGGUCUCCCCUCGAGGCGAAAGCGUUCUAGGUCACCCAGAAUUGAAGCACAUUGACCAGACUACCUUGAAACACUGUCAUACGGCGGCAACGACCUUCAUUCUGGAAGGAGUUAAGCAGAAUGCAGAUAAAUCAACAAUUAGCUCAUGUCUUGAGGAUGCCAAGUUCCUGAAUGAGAGAGUGGACACAUUUUAUAAUUCAUUCCAGAAAAACAAAAGAAAAUUGGAAUCUUUGUUAUCAAGCAUUGAUACAUGUCCUCCCCAUGUAACGGAUGCUGAAUGGCGUCUUGAGUAUUGUAUAAAGAAUAGUCAUGUACAUAAAGUCAAUCAGCCGUCAUACCUGAUUUCCUUAAACACCGAGAGGGCUGGCGCUUCUUCGGAAAUUAAUUUUAGUUGCACCAUGGAGCAACUUCAGGAUUUGGUUGGAAAAAUGAAGGACGCAGCAAAAAGUCUCGAGAGGGCAACCCAGUCUUGAUUCCUGGAUCAAUACAUUUCGAAUGCCGAAGAUUAACGCGACAAACGUGUCUUUCCUUCGGGACGCAGUGCCCCAUCAAUUUUUGUUCUUCUUCUUGCAUAUAUCGACUAUUCUGUAGCUUCUUUUCAUAAAUUUUACAAUAAAAAAAUCACUUUGAUAUAAGUAAA
This is a messenger RNA of Sinocyclocheilus anshuiensis, 829 nucleotides long. RefSeq names its product COMM domain-containing protein 3-like. Gene Ontology annotation, biological process: sodium ion transport. The transcript is spliced from 8 exons. The record is from RefSeq and is a predicted model, not a curated record. Bases 84 to 662 code for a protein of 192 amino acids. NCBI's taxonomy places the organism in Eukaryota, Metazoa, Chordata, Actinopteri, Cypriniformes, Cyprinidae.